AUGUCCCUGAGUUGUCUUGAUGACAGUCGUUGGUUAUCUGCGAUACUGCCUGAUGCAGAGGAGACACAGCCAACUCCAAUCUCACUUAUAUUAGAUCCUAUGGCCAAUGAACAUUAUCAGUUGUUACUUGGAGAACUGGCGAAAAUUGAGAUGGUCAGUGGAAAUGGUCUUUUUCGAUUAGGUCCAAGGUGGAUAUUAUAUGUCGAUAUUGUGGGUGUUGUUCGUACUCUUAAUGAACGUGAAAAAUUUUACGCUGUUGAUUUGGAUGAUGGUACUGGUUGUCUAGCGUGUACUAUAUGGCGUCCUGAUUACUCUCAGCAUAAUUAUUCUCAAUCAUCUCAAUCCAUCAAAACGGAUACUAUGAACUCUGAACAAAGUUAUAUAUGUGAACAACUAGUAAAAUUAGCAUUGAAAUCACAACCUGUUUUACCAUCGUCAUCAUCAUCAUCAUCCAGUUUACGUGUUGGUCAAAUUCUACAACUUCGUGGUCGUUUAAACUGUUUCCGUGGAAGGUUAAAACUUAAUGCAUAUUUUUGUCGUUCAAUCAAGGAUGAAGGGGAAUUGCUAAAUCAUAUAAUUCAUAGAUAUCAUUUACAUCAAGAGAUUUAUUCACAUCCUUAUGAUCCGGCGAUUGUUGCUGAAAAUGUCAAAAAAUGUCAUGUAACAAAUUUAGCGAAUUCUCUUGUAACAGAAUGUUGUCGAUAUCUUGUCGAAGAUAAUAUUCAAUUAUUCACUAAAUUAGACUUAUGCGUACAUUCUAAAAUAGUUGAAUUAAUCACAGAUAAUUGGACGUCCUUAGGUGUGGCAUAUGAUGAAACUGAAGCAGACUAUUUAAAGCAAACAUUUAUUGAAGAAGAUUCUAAGGAGAAUGAAUCAAAGUCAACAACCAGUACAAAGAGAAGUUUAAAUUCGAGAAAACUACAACUUAUAAUUCAUAGUUUAAUUGAAAGAUUAAUUAUUGAAGGUUGGAUUAUUCCAGGUAGCCAGUCAAUUGGUGGAAUGCCAGCAUAUUAUGUUGUUAAAGAAAACAGAAAAUUGUUAGAUGCUGUUUAUAAUGUCAUCUGUUCACUAGGUUUUGGUGGUAAAGAAUCGUCUGUACAGAGUAUACUGACUAGUGUUCGACAGUAUUCACCUCCUAAUGAUCGUCAGUGCAUGACACGUAUGACAUUGAAUGCAUUAAAACAUUUAUUAAAUCAAUUAGAGUGUGAGAGUAGAAUAUAUCAAAGUAAUUCAGGUUAUUAUAAAGUUGCAUAA
Molecule: messenger RNA, 1254 nt
Organism: Trichobilharzia regenti
Lineage: Eukaryota; Metazoa; Platyhelminthes; Trematoda; Strigeidida; Schistosomatidae
Source: the annotation of a GenBank genome assembly